AUGGAAUUUUAUCUUUCUGUUCUUUUUAUUCUUGCUACUGCGGAGAAGAUGAAACCUACACCAAACUUGUCGUCGUCGGAGGAGGAGAAGGAGGAGACAGGGGCGGAGCUACAGCCAUGUAAGGGUGUUCACGUGAACACCCUUCGCCGGAAAAUUACACAAAGGUAUAUAGGUCAAAUUCUACUAAAUAUUGAAUCAGAUUUUGUGCAUCUCCAUCAAAGUCGCUCCAAGGCUCGCAAAUUCUUCCUUGUGCCCAAAACAAAAGGUUCUUACAUUAUAGAGCAAAAGGAAGAUGGCAAAGCCUCUAUAUGGAACUUUGAUUUUCUCUACGACCACUUAAUGUGCGCUAAUGGUCUGUUUUCCUUAUGGACGGAAUAUACGCAGCCUGUUGCAAUUUGUAAUCCCAGUACAAGAGAAGUAAUACCUCUUCCCCGCCUGAAAGAACCUUUUCCUUCUAAAUGUCCAUCAUUAUUCUAUGCAUUAGGUUAUGAACCCGAGGAAAACAAAUAUAAAGUUUUAAUGACAGUGAAAAAUACAACACGAUCCACAAGAAGCUGGGUUUUCACUUUAGGUAUAAAUGAAUCAUGGAGAGAGAUCAAAAGUAUCACUGAUGAUUUUCGUUCAUAUCGGGAGGGAAUCUGCAUUAGUGGAGUUAUCUAUAUGGUGGAUCUCUACGGUAAUUUCAUAGUUGCAUUUGAUGCAAAAACUGAAAAUUUCAGAAGUAUCGGAUGGCCGAAUGCUUUAAAUAACGGUUUAAUGUACUUUUAUCCAUUGUUAGAAGUGAAGGGAAAUUUAGCAGUCCUAAAGUACAUGAAUGGCGUGGAUUUGUGGAUUUUAGAAAAUACUGGAAAAGAAGAAUGGAAGAGUCAUAUCAUUUGCUUUCCAUCACAAUGGAAAGAUUUAGGACUAUUUAAUUCAAGAACAAGAAUAUGCGGUUCUUGUGAUGGAGAGAUUAUAUUCGUCGUGAUCAAGUCAGACAUGUUUGCAUGUUAUUGGUUUGACUUUAGGAAAACUAGUUGGAGAUAUUUGGAAACCAAGGGACUUCCAGAUGAGGACUGGAUAGAUUUUAAGAAAAAUAAUUUUAGAAAUAUUUUAAAGCCUCUAUAUAGUUACGUAGAAACCCUCUUCUCAUUGAAAAAUAUUCCUCACCAAGAUUAA
This is a messenger RNA of Lycium ferocissimum, 1158 nucleotides long. Its product is annotated as putative F-box protein At1g32420. The transcript has 2 exons. NCBI's taxonomy places the organism in Eukaryota, Viridiplantae, Streptophyta, Magnoliopsida, Solanales, Solanaceae. The record is from RefSeq and is a predicted model, not a curated record. Bases 1 to 1158 code for a protein of 385 amino acids.